Molecule: messenger RNA, 792 nt
Organism: Camellia sinensis
Lineage: Eukaryota; Viridiplantae; Streptophyta; Magnoliopsida; Ericales; Theaceae
Source: RefSeq, a predicted model, not a curated record
AUGCAGACACAUCCGAAUGCAAGGCUAUAUCGAGGAAGGAUUGUUGAAAAUCUCGACAAUUUACAGAUUAUUUUUGGCAAUGACUCUGCAUUUGAAUUUAGUCCCAGAAAUAGUGAUGCCUUGUUGGGCUCGACCCCGGGCUACGAGGAUGUAGAGGCUACUGAUACUUUUCAGAUUCAGAGUAGCUGUACAAAAGAGCAGACUAGACACUUGAUAUGGACAAAAGAAAUGGACUGCUGCUCGGGCAAUAUUCUUGUAAAGCAAUAUAAAGAGGGAAAUAAAUUAGAUAGUAAUUUAAAGUCCAGGGUAUGUACAGAUGCUGUUACAGCUAUAAACAAAAAAUUUCACCUUGACCUGACUAAAGAUCACAUUAGAAAUAGGCUUAAAACUUGGAAGAAACAGUAUGGUAUUCUAAAAGAACUCCUUGAUCAGGAAGGAUUUACAUGGGAUGAGACAAGAAAGAUGGUUGUUGCUGAUGAUUCAGCAUGGGAUGACUACAUCAAGACACACCGUGAUGCCCGGCCUUUUCGAGGAAGGGUUUGUGAGAACUAUGAUCACUUGUGCAUUAUCUUUGGCAACAAUUACACAAUGGGAAGCUAUUCAAGAACUGCUGAUGAUAUUGUGCAUAGUUUGGCUGGUGAUUCAGAUGGUAUGGAAGGUAUAUGUGUAUCACCACUUCGAUAUAGUGGAAGCAUGAAAGAUCAAGCCAAGACCAUAUGGUGGACAAACGAAAUGGACUGCUGCCUCUGCAUGAUUCUUGUAGAACAACUGAUACUGGGGAAAAAAAAAUAA